AUGACAAGACUCGAUGGCCAUUUCAACCUGUAUUGCAAAUCUACCAUGCACCAAAUUGGUUCCAGAUGGUUGUAAGAUUAUGAACAAGAAGCAUAAAGCUGAGCACUUGAUCUCUGCUCAAGCAUAGCCUGUGUUUAAGUUGCAUUUAAAAUUGAGCUUGAUUCUGGGUGUCAGAUAAUGUUUGGUGAAAAGCAUCUUUGCAGAGCAUAGAAGGGUUCUGUUUUUGUUUUGAUUGUUGAAAGCUAAGUGGCAUUGAAUAGUUAACGAAGGAAAAGGGGUUAGAGGUUUUCUGAUGUAAAGGGAAUAUCAGGUUAGUGGACCCCUUAUCGAAUAGCAGAGUCUUAAAGUGGUUUUGGAUUGAAAUCCUAAUAAUCUAAGCAUGAGAUCUGAACUCCCAAUUCCCAAGGGGACAAAAUCAAAAUUAUUUACUCUAAACACUGCAUAAUGUAAUGUUUUAGUUACAGAGGGAGUCUAUAGGCAAUGGUUAAAUUACCAUUUGAAGUGUUUUAGUUUUUUCUGGGAUUGCAUAGAAAACGAGAGAGUGGCAUGCACAUGCCCUUUGAAGAGGCAUGUCUCCUGGGAAUUAACAAUUUUCUACUCAUCAUCCCAAUUCUGUCGCACUGAAUUCAUCCUGUUCUGUUUUAUUUUUAUCAGAACAUUUAAAUGGAGAUUUUUAGCAGUUCCAUUUGGUCUUCGAAAAACUCCCCCUCCCACCUUACUUUUUGUAUGGGUUCUCGUGUGCAUCAUUCUCCAUAAAUAAAUACCAUACCCUCUUCUUCCAUCCUUAUUUACCUUCCCUAUCCCUCUCAAAUUCAAUGAACUCUUUAUACCAUAAUCCCUCCGAAUCUGGGAGCAGAACAUGAACCGUCGUGUUGACCAGAAAAUGACGGUGGUUAAUCCACCAAUUUGAUUGUUGUUGGGGGCUUCGACGGGUGCGAAAACCAAUUGGGCGGUCAACAGAUUGAAGCAUGGGGAGUCCCGCUAAAUCUUUUGAGAUAUUCAUUUAUCUUUCCUUUUACCCUCUUCUUCCUCCCUGUUUUACCUCUGUUCCUGAAGAAAAUGGGGUCCGUCAAUUCAAACAGUUGCCUUUCCUUUCCACUUUCACCCACUAAUCCUUCAUUCUCCUUGCCCGAAAUCCCAUUUCAAGCCCCCCAUGAUUAGUAACUAUGAGAAGGAAGUGGAGGAAAUGAAGCACAUGACAAGACAAGAAUUUGUGGCUGCCAUUACAAGGAAGAGUAGUGGGUUUUCAUGGGGUGCAUCAAUGUAUCGUGGUGUUACAAGGCACCACCAGCAUGGAAGAUGGCAGGCCAGGAUUGGACGAGUGGCUGGAAACAAAGAUCUUUAUUUGGGAACUUUCAGCACGGAAGAGCAAGAGCAAGAGCAAGAGCAAGAGCAAGCGGCGGAAGCAUAUGACAUAGCCGCCAUCAAAUUCAGAGGGCUUAACGCAGUCACAAACUUUGACAUGUGUCGUUAUGACGUGAAGAGCAUAUUGGACAGCAAUUCUGUCCCUAUUGGCGGUGGUGCGGCCAAGCGACUGAAAGAAGCCCAGGCCAUGGAAGCCUCUCGAAAGCGUGAGGAAAUGAUGAUUGCUCUUGGUGCUUCCUCCUCCUCCUCUAAUUCCUCCCAUCAUAGGCUUCUUCAAUCACCCAAUUUCACCCAGCCUUUGCUUUCUCUUCAAAACAAAGAUCCGGCGUGGUUUCACCACUCUACUUAUUCCCACUAUGGUAACAACACUCCGUUUUACGGCGGCGGCGGGGGAGACAGUAGUGGAGGGUACCUUGGAAGUGCGUUAGGGAUGGGGUGUACGUCGGGGGAUGAAUACGCGUUGGUUAAGGUGGAUUACGAUAUGCCUAAUUCUGACGGUGGUGGGUAUGGGCGGUGGUCGGGGGAUUCGGUUCUGGGUUCCAACAAUGGGGGGUUUUGAAUGUGAAAUGGAUUAUUUAUUUAUUUAUUACAAAG
Cucurbita maxima (winter squash) is the source of this 1959-nucleotide messenger RNA. Its product is annotated as AP2-like ethylene-responsive transcription factor PLT1. Gene Ontology annotation, biological process: regulation of DNA-templated transcription. The transcript is spliced from 6 exons. The record is from RefSeq and is a predicted model, not a curated record. Gene Ontology annotation, molecular function: DNA-binding transcription factor activity; DNA binding. NCBI's taxonomy places the organism in Eukaryota, Viridiplantae, Streptophyta, Magnoliopsida, Cucurbitales, Cucurbitaceae. The coding region runs from base 1154 to 1924 and encodes 256 amino acids.